Rhinichthys klamathensis goyatoka is the source of this 2180-nucleotide messenger RNA. RefSeq names its product prospero homeobox 2 (gene prox2). The transcript is spliced from 5 exons. The record is from RefSeq and is a predicted model, not a curated record. Bases 89 to 1696 code for a protein of 535 amino acids. Gene Ontology annotation, molecular function: RNA polymerase II cis-regulatory region sequence-specific DNA binding; DNA-binding transcription factor activity, RNA polymerase II-specific. Gene Ontology annotation, cellular component: nucleus. Gene Ontology annotation, biological process: regulation of transcription by RNA polymerase II. Lineage: Eukaryota; Metazoa; Chordata; Actinopteri; Cypriniformes; Leuciscidae.
UCAGAGUGCGCGCCGCCGCGAGCGCUCACUGUCAGUCAAGCGUCUCCAGAGCAACAGAUUUUUAAGGCUCAGACGGACUGUGACAAGCAUGAAUCUGAGUCCAGCAGAGCAGAGCGACGGGUGUGCGGAGGGCAACCGAUCCGAGCAGAUGCUCCCUUGUUUCCGCAGGAGCGCGUACGACGAGCCUCUCGCUCCCUACAACGGCUCCGUCAUAUCCCACCUCCUGCGGAAGACCAUCCACAGCAAGCUGAGCUCGCUCGACAUGCUUUACUGCGCGAACGAGUCCGGUGCGACGGACGAGGAGCAGAGCGGGGGCGAGGAUCUGUCGGCGGAUGUCGAGCAACAUCUACAAGCCAAGCGUGCACGCGUGGAAAACAUAAUCCGAGGAAUGGCGGGAUCACACGGGGAUCCGGAACGAGACUGCGAAUCCGUUCGCUCCCGACGAGACAAACGCAAGCAGAAGCUGCCGCUCCACCAGGAGCCCGACGCCAAACCCAAGACGAGCAAAGACGAGGAGUGCCACAAGCUCAAGGAGCAGCUUCAGAGCAUGCAGAGACUCCUGCAUCAGCUCCAGGAGAAGAUCUCGCACGUGUACGACUCCGAGGGCGAGCCCAAACCGGGACUGAGCCGCGAAUCCACCGCCAAAAACCUCCAGGAGACUCUAAAGUGCGAGUUGACCCGGACCGUGAGCGAAAGCAUCGAUUCAGUCUUCAAGAAGCUCGCGAUGAAGCCGAGCACGAGUCCGGAGUACAAGCCGAGCCAGGACGACUCCCGCUCCGAGAUAUCCGACUCGGAGGAGGUCGGCAGGGAGCACUUUGAAAGCGACAGCCAAACCGAAGCGUUAUCCUUAGUAGUCCGUAAGCCUUCCCAAUCCCAGAUGAUCCCGGGAGUUAAGCGACCAUUCCCGCUCCACCAAACCCCUUUCCAGUUCGGCUACAACACUCCCUUACACGACAGCCAGAUCCUCGAGCACCUCCUGAAGUACGGCCCGCACUCGGCCUUCUCCGGGCUCCCCUGUGUUCCCGCUUCCCUGGAGAGGGCGUCUCCGGACUCCAUGGAGCAUUCCUGGGAAAGCGUGGCCAUGAGGUCCAAGGCUCAUCAUCUGGGUCAGCACCACCAUCAUCCCGCAGGACUGGUCCCGGUGGACUCGCUCUGUCUCCCGCAUGUGAAGAUGGAGUGUGCGGAUCUGCAGAGCAUGGAGAGGAGCUCCUUCAUGGCCCUCAAUAUUCAGGAAGGUCUAACCCCAAACCAUUUGAAGAAAGCCAAACUGAUGUUCUUCUACACACGCUACCCGAGCUCAAACUUACUCAAGAACUUCUUCCCCGAUGUCAAGUUCAAUCGCUGCAUCACGUCCCAGCUGAUCAAGUGGUUCAGCAACUUCAGGGAGUUCUACUACAUCCAGAUGGAGAAGUUUGCUCGCCAGGCCAUCAUAGACGGCGUGACCGAUGUGAAAGACAUCUCCAUCACCAGAGAGUCCGAGCUCUUCCGCGCCCUCAACAUGCACUACAACAAAGCCAACGACUUCCAGGUUCCUGACAGAUUCCUGGAGGUCGCUGAAAUCACACUUCAGGAGUUCUUCAGCGCCGUUUCCCUCUCCAAAGACUCCGACCCCUCCUGGAAGAAAGCCAUCUACAAGGUCAUCUGCAAACUGGACAGUGACGUCCCCGAGGACUUCAAAUCUUCCUCCUACCUGUGAACCCAGAGCGCCCCCUACAGGACGCUGUAUUUAUCAUGAGUGUCAAUCACACAUGUUUCUUUUUAUAAGUGAAUCGUCAAGCUUUAUAGACAAAUCAAAAUAUAUAUUCUAAAUAUUUUGCUGUUGACUGCCAGCGAGUUUGUUUCAUUUUGUCUGUGGAAUAGGCUUGUUUAAAAAUAAUAAUAGUUUGGAGAAUUUGGUUUUUCAAUGUAAUAUAUUUUGCUUUUAUAAUGCCACUGUAGACAAAUGUGUGGUGUGUUCUGUAGUCCUGGUAAUGAAAUGGAAAAGCAGUUAUGAUUUGUGUUUUUAAUGUGCAUCUGUUUCUUCAGUGAAGCGUCUCAUGAAGCAUCUGUAAUAAUUAUAAAAAAAAAGGUGUAAAUAAGUAUAAUUUAGCUGUAUGAUAUGAGUAAAGGUGGAAUAUUGCUGUUUAUGUGGGACCCCAGAUUAAUCAUAUUGCAUGUAAGAGGCAUUUCCCUCAAAAUUU